Messenger RNA from Drosophila guanche, 2651 nucleotides. RefSeq lists its product as uncharacterized. The transcript has 7 exons. Bases 842 to 2536 code for a protein of 564 amino acids. Gene Ontology annotation, cellular component: mitochondrial outer membrane. NCBI's taxonomy places the organism in Eukaryota, Metazoa, Arthropoda, Insecta, Diptera, Drosophilidae. The record is from RefSeq and is a predicted model, not a curated record. Gene Ontology annotation, biological process: mitophagy by internal vacuole formation; mitochondrial protein catabolic process.
AGCUGUGGAGUGCUGAUGUGUGUGAGUUCAUAUACUCACACACAUGUACAGAGCAACACAUACUGAGCUUCCGCUCCAGCUGUCUCCGAUGUGUUCUGUAAGCCCAGCAAAGCGCAUUCCGGGUGUCAUGGACACGUUUCUAUGGCUUUCCCAGCACCGAUGUCAGCUUUCAAUUUGUCGCUCGUGUAGUCAUAAUCGUCUUGUAACGUCAGCUCUUCAUGUUUGUCUUUCUACCCAUUUCUAGCCCGCUCUCACAGUAGCCGCUUCGCAAAGUUAUGUUUGUUUGCUUCUUUUACCUACAUUUUUUGCCGAUCAUGUCUCGGUUCUAUCCGUCCUCGGGCAUGUGCUUAGAGAAAUAUCCCAGACUGCCAACUUAUCCGAUAUAAUCCUUCACGCCAUUUUCCAUUUUCACGCUUCAUUGCAACACUGUGCAAUAAUAUUCCCACACCGCUGGGCCCAUGGCCAGUGCCUGGCCCGAGUGAAACGCUCGAACAUUCUUUCCGAGGCGAACACACCUCUGCUCUCAUAACGGAAUUUUUUGCCAAAGCGCACUGAGAACAAAAGCUAAGCAAGGGACCCCUCCCUCAGCUUUCCAUCGCUCUGUCCCAGGCUGGACUUCAAUUAAGGCGUCUACCUGUCCCAUGAGCCGGUAAUGCACGUUGUCUGAACUCUUUGGGUGGGUCACUGUCAAAUCCAGCUCCAAAACCAACUACAAACCCCCCACCCGCAGCCCCUUUAAACACACUCACUUGGCCGACGCUGUGGUUGGCUGCUUUUGCAUGGAGCAUAAUGCCCCGAAGACACACAAAAACCGAACGAAGCACUGAGCUUACGCACUGAGAUGGAGCCGACUCCAAACAUGCUAAAACAGCUGCUCCUGAAGAACCACCAGGACGCUGUCCUGCAGACGCACCCGCUCUUCAAGUCUCCGUCCCUCUCGGUCGGUCCAAUGGCAGACAGCAGGGAACGCAUUCGUGGCCCGUCACGGGAUGGACGGGAGUUUCUCACCAGCCCCCGACAGGUUCUCCGCCGACUGAUGCUUCUGUCCGAGGGAAGACAGUACCGCGAGGCCGCAGGAGUCGUUGGAAGGUUAGGCCCCUCUGUCCUACGUUCGGUAAUUGCCGAACUUCCGCUUGAUCUGCUGCUGGAGCACCUGCCACACAGUGCCUACUUGCUGGAGUCCUUUUUCACAAGGCUGACCACCUUAAACACAACCCCUAAGCCGGAUGUACCUAGCGAGACGGUGGCCUGGCAGCUGGUCCGAUUGUUUUCAAAUCCCCACGAAUCCGGACUGCGGCAGAGAUGCACAAAGCUGCUCCAGGCUCUGGUGAAAUACGAGCCAAAUCUUCGCCAAACCUUGCGUGAGCGGCGACGUAGCUUUGACAACGCAGUGCAGGGAUUGGGCGUACAUGGGCUGACCACGUCUGCCUCGGGGCAGCUGAUCUCGCUGCACGUGGCUCUAAAGACAGAGCUGCAGCGGCACGUGGAUACCUACAAGAUGGCUAUACACAAGCUGGAGGAGUUGAGCAUGGUAACGAACAACCAGGACCCGGCCCACUCCUCGCACCAGCGCCUGCUAGCCAUUAACUAUGGAGACAUCCAGCAACGGUUGAUCGACAAUAAAACGCUGCUGACCAUGUUGGACAAACCCAUAUUAAAGCAGCUUCAAACCCUCGUGGAGAAUUUAAGCACCCGCGUGGAGAACGACAAGGAGGUCCUCUCCUGCGUGGGCCAGGUGAAGCGACUGGACGCACAGGCCCACGUGGAGAAGCGCCCAGCCGCUGGACUCCUGAUGAACUUCUCGCGUGGCUGCGAGGUCGUCCUUCAAACGAUGGGGCCGGAAAGCGUUCCACCCGGUCACCCGGCUAUGUCCAAAGCUACCAUGGCUACCGGUGGGAGCAGCUGCAGCGAUGGAUACCACUCGGACGAUUCCGCCAGCGAUGACGGCAGCGAAAUCGUAUCGCUCUAUCGAAAUCUGUACAUAGAGAACCGCGCAGAUGCCCUGGAGGCGCUGGACAGUCUGCCCCAGCUAAAACACGCCCACAGUCUAAAGGAAAAGAUACUAUUCUCCAUGAUCGUACUUUCUUUCCGCCUAUGCCACGGGAUGCGGGAUCGGAAAGUGAUGGAGGUGCGCCAGGUCCUUAGCUGCGGAUUGGACAGCAGCAGCGAGACGACCUUGGCCUUGGAUCGGGCUGUGCGCCACCACCUGCACGAGACCACGGACAGUUUUCCCCUGGGAGAGAUUGAGCAAUCCGUCUUCAACCAGGUUCUAUCCACGCUUCACGAGUACCCCUGCCUGGAGUCGUGUCCCACGCUCACCAAUUAUGUGAGCGCCUGUGUGCGGCUGGCUUGGCGAAUGAUCAAUCAGAAGGCUCCCUAUUAUCUGGACAUGGACUUCAAUCUGGGAUUCCUACGCCCCGAGAAGCACGAACCUCAUUCGCAAUCCGACCGCCGAUCGGACCUUAUCAAGGCCUUCCUCUGGCCGGCCCUGAUGCAAAACAACCAGUGCGUCUUCAAGGCAGUUGUGACCACCUGAGACCCGAGACGGAACAGAUACUCUUGUCUUAAGAUACUCUUACACACUUUGUAUAUACUUGAACGCUUACCCAAUAAAGAUUAUCCCUAUCUAAGCAUAGCUGAUGGGCAUCAGA